This is a messenger RNA of Lynx canadensis (Canada lynx), 549 nucleotides long. Its product is annotated as ragulator complex protein LAMTOR3-like. Gene Ontology annotation, cellular component: Ragulator complex. The record is from RefSeq and is a predicted model, not a curated record. Gene Ontology annotation, biological process: positive regulation of TOR signaling; cellular response to amino acid stimulus. NCBI's taxonomy places the organism in Eukaryota, Metazoa, Chordata, Mammalia, Carnivora, Felidae.
AUGGUAGAUGACCUAAAGUGAUUGUUGUAUAAAAAAUCAUCAGGUGUUGAAGAGCUCCAUGCUAUUGUUGUGUCACAUAAAGAUGAAGUGCCUGUUAUUAAAGUGGCCAAUGAUAAUGCUCCAGAGCAUGCUUUGAGACCUGGUUUCUUAACUACUUUUGCUCUUCCAACAGACCAAAGGAGCAAACUUGGACUUCCAAAAAGUGAAAGUAUCAUCUGUUACUGUAACACCUACUGGGUGGUUCAAGUUAAUUGUUUACUUUUGGUGGUGAGUUUCACAGCCAGCAGCAAUGCCAAUACAGGACUAAUUGUCAACCUAGAAAAGGAACUUGCUCCAUUAUUUGAAGAAUUGAGACAGGUUGUGGACGUUAAUCUGGCAGUUGUUUUGAUGUAUACCUUAACUUUCCUUAUAACAGACAUAUAUCAAUCCAGCAAUCUUUACAGACCAUACUACUUGUAUCCCUGUACUCAAGAAAGGGCCCUCUUUCCCACCUUACACUAAAAAAAGAGCCUAUAGAUAAAAUUUAUGGACAUAUUGUUAUCUUCCCAU